CCAUGGCCAUAGCCAUUGAAAAUCGUUGGAAAAAAGCCAUGCUUUUACCCUUACCCGAUGAUUUCCUACGUUUUGAGGUGACCAAUAAUAUCACGGCCAUGGAUGCCCAAGCGGCCAUGGCCCUCUAUCGCCAACAAAUGCCCCAAUAUGUGGCAACCAAUCAUAUGGGCCGCCUUAGCAUUACCUGUGCCCAGGCCAAGUUGGCCCGCAAUUAUGGCCUAACACGCAUGGAUCCCUAUGUACGCAUACGCGUUGGCCACUAUGUCUAUGAGACACACACGGAUCCGAAUGGUGGCAAAAAUCCACGUUGGAAUCGUGUUAUCCAGUCCCAGCUGCCGGUCGGUGUCACCACCAUGUAUGUGGAAAUCUACGAUGAGUGCAGCUUCAAAAUGGACGAAUUGAUUGCCUGGUGUGAAAUUAAAAUACCCGAACGUGUAUUUAAUGGCGAGACACACGAGGAAUGGUAUCCGUUGAGCGGCAAACAGGGUGAUGGUCUGGAGGGUGCCAUCGAUAUUGUUUUGAGUUUUUCCAAUCAGCCGUAUAUGUAUCAAACUGCUGCUGCAGCAGCAGUACCGGCAGCUGGAUCAUUGUUAAUGGUGCCGCCGGGUAGGCCAAUGCCAAUAUUUGUGCCACCGCAACAACAGCAGCCAACGACGGUUGUAGUGCAGCAGGGUGGUGGCGUGGCAACAUUACCUCCCCUGCCACCACCACAAUUAAGUGCCGAAGAAUUGAAACAAAUUCAGGAAAUGUUCCCCAACAUUGAUACGGAAGUGGUCAAGACGGUGUUCGAGGCCAAUCGUGGAAAUAAAGAUGCUACCAUUAAUUCAUUGCUGCAAAUGAACGAAUGAAUG
Molecule: messenger RNA, 851 nt
Organism: Musca vetustissima
Lineage: Eukaryota; Metazoa; Arthropoda; Insecta; Diptera; Muscidae
Product: toll-interacting protein-like
Exons: 1
Coding region: 3-848 (281 amino acids)
Biological process (GO): ubiquitin-dependent protein catabolic process
Cellular component (GO): cytoplasm
Molecular function (GO): ubiquitin binding; ubiquitin conjugating enzyme binding
Source: RefSeq, a predicted model, not a curated record